Molecule: messenger RNA, 2237 nt
Organism: Helianthus annuus (common sunflower)
Lineage: Eukaryota; Viridiplantae; Streptophyta; Magnoliopsida; Asterales; Asteraceae
Product: putative cyclic nucleotide-gated ion channel 9
Exons: 7
Coding region: 5-2158 (717 amino acids)
Biological process (GO): monoatomic ion transport; transmembrane transport
Cellular component (GO): membrane
Molecular function (GO): monoatomic ion channel activity
Source: RefSeq, a predicted model, not a curated record
UGUUAUGAAGAGGUGCGGGUUCAAUAUAGAAGGAGCGACCAAUCCUGGUCCUUCUCGUCCUCCACGUCCCACUGCAUCAAAGUCGAUAAAAAUAGGAAUGCGACGAGGUUCUGAAGGACUUAUAAAUUUCGGACAAAGUUUAAAAACCGGUGUCACACGGGCCGUAUUCUCUGAAGAUCUUAAAGUAUCCGAGAAAAAAAUAAUCGAUCCACAAGACAAAAAUCUUCUAGUAUGGAACAAGUUUUUGGUCUUGUCGUGUAUUCUCGCAGUGUAUGUGGAUCCUUUGUUUUUUUAUAUCCCGGUUUAUCAUGAUAAAGAAAGAUGUUUAAAAAUACAUAAAAGUUUAGCACACUACAUUACAACUGUGAGGACCAUAGUUGAUCUUUUCUACCUUAUUCGGAUCGGUCUCCAGUUUCGCACAGCGUAUAUUGCACCAUCGUCUCGAGUUUUUGGGCGCGGUGAACUUGUUAUAGAUCCUGGACAAAUAGCGAGGCGAUAUUUGCAGCGUUAUUUCAUAGUUGACCUUCUUUCUGUACUACCUUUACCACAGAUUGUUGUGUGGAGAUUCCUUCACAGAUCGCAUGGUUCGGCUGUGUUGGGUACAAAAAACUUUUUGUUUUGGAUUGUAAUUGUGCAAUACAUUCCUCGGUCCAUCCGUAUCCUACCGCUAUUUUCGGAGCUCAAAAAGACCGUUGGUGUCAUCACCGAAACAGCUUGGGCCGGUGCAGCUUAUUAUUUGGUUUGGUUUGUUCUUGCUGGCCAUAUCUUUGGGGCAUUCUGGUAUCUGUUAGCUGUGGAACGAAAGAACUCGUGUUGGGAGCAAGCUUGUAUAAAAGAAAAGAAAUGUGAAAUAGAGUAUCUUUACUGUGGAUAUGAGGAAUCUGAGAGCUAUAAAGCUUGGAUGAGUGUCAGUAAAGACAUUCUUGAUGAACAUUGUGUUGAAAGUGAAGCUUAUGGAGAAUUUGAUUAUGGGAUUUACUUAGCUGCUGUACAAUCUCAAGUUGAUUCUUCUGAACAGUUUAUAUCUAAAUAUUUUUACUGUUUGUGGUGGGGCUUGAGAAACUUGAGUACACUCGGACAGGGGCUUGAAACCAGUACAUAUGCUAAAGAAAUUAUUUUCUCAAUCAUAAUUGCAAUUUCUGGGCUCAUACUUUUUGCACUUCUCAUUGGCAACAUGCAGACAUAUCUUCAAUCCCUUUCGGUUCGCCUAGAGGAGAUGAGGAUCAAAAGGCGAGACUCUGAACAAUGGAUGCAUCAUAGGUUGCUUCCUCAAGAACUCAAAGAAAGAGUACGUCGUUACGAUCAGUACAAAUGGGUCGAAACAAGAGGCGUAGACGAGGAGAGUUUGGUCCAAAGUCUACCAAAAGAUCUCAGAAGGGACAUCAAGAGACACCUUUGUUUGAAUUUAGUCAAAAGGGUUCCGUUGUUUGCAAAUAUGGAUGAACGAUUACUAGAUGCCAUAUGCGAGCGUCUUAAACCGAGUCUCUACACUGAAUGCACAUAUGUUUUAAGGGAAGGUGACCCCGUUGACGAAAUGUUGUUCAUUAUUCGUGGUCGGUUAGAAAGUGUCACUACUGACGGCGGUAGAAGCGGCUUUUUCAACCGCGGUUUUUUAAAAGAAGGUGACUUUUGCGGCGAAGAACUGCUUACUUGGGCCUUGGAUCCAAAAUCAGCAGGUAACCUACCACCAUCUACUCGAACCGUAAAAGCGUUAACAGAAGUAGAAGCUUUUGCGUUAAUCGCAGAUGAAGUAAAGUUUAUCACAAGUCAAUUCAGGCGAAUUCACAGUCGACAAGUUCAACACACGUUUAGAUUCUAUUCACAGCAAUGGAGAACAUGGGCAGCGAGCUUUAUUCAAGCGGCGUGGAGGCGCUAUUCUAGACGAAAAAUUCUAGAAUUGCAUCGGUUGGAGGAAGAAGAAGACGACGACGAGGAAUACCAAGAUUACGAUGAUGACGAUGAUGAGCAUGAUGACAAUGAUAUUAACGAAGAAAGCGCGUUGAUUAGAGGACGCGCAUCAUCAUCUUCGUUUGGUGCUACAAUGUAUGCAUCAAGAUUUGCAGCUAAUGCCAUGAAACAAGUUCAGAGGAAGCGUGGCGUGUCGACUGGCUUUAUUAGUCUCCAGAAGCCUUCGGAACCGGAUUUUGCUGCGGAUUAAGGCGAAUCAUUGUUUGUUGGUUUUGUAUUAAGAUGGAAGUUUACUUAUAAGUUAUAAUCGGAUGCGGUUUAGAUGUGAA